GGACUGGUUUGUCAGUUGGUCCCUUCCCGGCCAGACAGUACACCUCAGCUAUGCUCACAAGGCUGCCUGCGGCUGAGGUGGAUGCCUCCAAGGCCAAGACCAAGAUCCAGAUUCGUUUCCACGAUGGCACGCGCAAGGCUCAAGAGUUCAACGAGGAUCAUACCGUGGGAGACUUGCGCGCCUUCUGUGCACAGUGUGUGGGUGGAGAGGCGAUGACCAUCAUGGGAGGAUUCCCACCCAAGCCCAUCACCGACGACAGCCUUACCUUGAAAGAUGCUGGAUUGCUGAAUGCGGCUGUGACUGUGAAGCCAGCAUGAGUCGCUCUUCGGCCAUAAUCGGUCGGUCGUUUUGGAGGGGGCCCAAGCAGACUGCUGCGAACUGAACAGAGGCAGCAUGGCAAAAGAGCCGUGAAAGGUGUAUGGACCGUGUGGGUCCAGAGUCCAAAACUGCAGGGCAACCACUGAGUUAGAUAUAGUUACGAUGUCGUGGACUCAUUCCUUGCUUUGUUGCUCGCAUGCUGGCUGACACAAUGGAAGAUUUGGAGAUCUAUUCCAAAUUUGGGUAAAGCAUGGUAAAUAUAGACUCCGAGGUAUCACUCUUCCAGUGGCUUCAUAUACGCGAUUCCGUCCGCUCUCCAGACCUGGUUCAAAGGGCAACGUGAAAAUGUUCCUU
Durusdinium trenchii is the source of this 672-nucleotide messenger RNA. NCBI's taxonomy places the organism in Eukaryota, Dinophyceae, Suessiales, Symbiodiniaceae. The record is from the annotation of a GenBank genome assembly.